Molecule: messenger RNA, 1079 nt
Organism: Bemisia tabaci
Lineage: Eukaryota; Metazoa; Arthropoda; Insecta; Hemiptera; Aleyrodidae
Source: RefSeq, a predicted model, not a curated record
AGACGGAAGGAUGUUACUCGUUUUCCAAGUGUGCGGGAUCUGAAGUACUGGUAUACGAUACAGGAAUGUUUUUCGGGAAGUGGAGGCCCCGAGGGGCAAAGCCAAAAAUGGUGUGCGUUUACUUGGUAUUUUGUGCGGUGAUAUUUUUACUUCAUCUUCACGAGAGCCUCGCUGGUAAACACACGCAGAAGGAGCGCGACAGGACAAAUAAUCCCUGCCAACUUAUAAGCAUGAAAAAACUAAAAGGAUCUCGAAAUUCAAGGUGCCAAGAGGACUGCGAGAAAAUGGCAAAAGAAUGGAGUAACUACAAAUCUACGGUUAAACAACACUAUCGUAAGAAGUACGAUGCUAACAUAGACGCGCAAGUAGACGAAGAUCUCCACGAUUCUUCUUGUGCGGAUUUCACCCUCGGAUCUUGCAAGUAUGCUACAUGUACCUGCAGUCACUCCAAUCCUCCCGAGAAGGUCUCAACCCACCACGAGAAGGUCCCAACUCACCACGAGAAGGUCCCAACCCACCACGAGGAGGUCCCAACCCACCACGAGGAGGUCCCAACCGGCCACGUGAUUCACAUAUCCAGUCAUUUGAAGGAUUGCAGGACAAGGGCUAAAAUCUUCGCUGAGGAAUUUCUAAAGAUUGAAAAAAUUCAGCUUUAGGAAAUGUAAACUCACUUUUCCAGCUUGUGCGUACCUAACGGCUCAAUUGCAUUGCUAUACAGGGUGAGCCGAAAGUAUAACUGAAAAGUGUCUAUAACUUUUGAACAAAAAGAAAUAAAAGAUUCUGGUUUGGACCAUUGCUCAUUGUGGGAAGGAGCUGAUUUGUUUAGGGGGGCUUAUUUAUGCCCCCCCCCCAAGGGAGCCCCCCUAUGGAGGACAACUCGAAAUUUUCAAAUAGCGACCCCUCCCCCUCCCUUCGUGACGCAUCUUUGGAAAGAAGAUAAAAACAAAAGGACGUAUUUCUGUCAAACGGACGCUAAUUUGAGUUCCUGUUGAGGAUAGCGGAUAGCGCGUUCUGUCAAACGGAACUAAGCGCCAUGGAAAAUCAUCAGGAGUUUAGGACGGAAUUAACGAGCAUCGCGU